Malania oleifera is the source of this 606-nucleotide messenger RNA. RefSeq lists its product as uncharacterized. The transcript is spliced from 2 exons. Lineage: Eukaryota; Viridiplantae; Streptophyta; Magnoliopsida; Santalales; Ximeniaceae. Bases 1 to 606 code for a protein of 201 amino acids. Gene Ontology annotation, molecular function: zinc ion binding; nucleic acid binding. The record is from RefSeq and is a predicted model, not a curated record.
AUGACCUGGAGCUGGUUUAAGGAGUUGUUUUUCAAUCAAUGUUUCCCCACCACCAUCAGAGAAGCCAAAGUGAAGGAAUUUUUGAAUUUUACGCAGGGGCAUCUGACAGUCCAGCAGUACACGACAAAGGUUAUUGAGUUGUCGCACUUUGCCCCAUACAUUGUCCCAAAUGAGGCUAAGAAGGCAAGGAAGUUUGAUAGAGGCUUAAGGGUUGUUAUAGCAGAGGCAAGCAGGCAAAGGGGUGCUAGGAUACAGAACCAAAGAAAGAGGCCCAUGCCUCCUGAGUUUCAGGCAAGCACCAGCCGGUACCCAUGGAAAAGAGACCGGUAUGGCAGAGGUCAGAGGCAAGUGAUGGGGAACCGUGGGUAUCAGAGCGAGCAGACUUGUCCUAUCUACCCUAGAUGUGGCAAGAGGCAUAUGGGAGAAUGUCAUGUAGGAGAGAAUAUUUGUUAUAGGUGUGGGAGACCUAGACACAUGGCGCAGGCAUGUCAUGGGACAUUGAACAAUGCACUAGCUCCUAGACUGUUUCAGGGAAAUAAUCAAGCGCCCCAAGGGAAUCAGCAGAGGAAUAUCGCCCCGGCGCGGGUCUAUGCUUUGAUGCUAUGA